Molecule: messenger RNA, 1118 nt
Organism: Molossus molossus (Pallas's mastiff bat)
Lineage: Eukaryota; Metazoa; Chordata; Mammalia; Chiroptera; Molossidae
Gene: IER3
Product: immediate early response 3
Exons: 2
Coding region: 85-555 (156 amino acids)
Biological process (GO): negative regulation of apoptotic process; DNA damage response
Cellular component (GO): nucleus
Source: RefSeq, a predicted model, not a curated record
AAGGCCCGCCCAAUUCUGAGCUGUACAGAACUAGCUCUGGACGGCUGCGGGACAGCACUCGUCAUUCCUCUCGGCUCAGCUACCAUGUGUCGCUCCCGCAGCUCUCUGCCCACCAUGACCGUCCUGCGGGCCCCGACCCCGGUACCAUCCACCAGCCCUGGACCCCGGCGGGGCUCCGGUCCAGAGAUCUUCACGUUCGAACCUCUCCCAGAGUCGGCGAUGGGCCCCGCCGCGCGCCCCAGCACCUACCGCGGGCACCGAAAGCGCAGCCGUAGGGUCCUCUAUCCACGAGUGGUCCGACGCCAGCCGCCUGCCGAGGACCCGAACCCUGCCAAAAGGCUUCUCUUUCUCCUGCUCGCCAUCGUCUUCUGCCAGAUCCUGAUGGCUGAAGACGGUGUGCCGGCGCCCCUGACCCCAGAGGACGCCCCCAGCGCCGAGCCCCCAGCGAUCACCCCUGCGCCCCCAGCCCUCGAGGCCCUUAAUCUGACCGCGGAGCCCUCAGACUACACUCUGGACCUCAGCACUUUUCUCCAGCGACACCCGGCCGCCUUCUGACCGUGACUCCUCACACCCGAAACAGAGUAUGAAAAAGCAAAGAAACACCAGGUGUAUCUGGUGUGCGAGAGCGUAUCCCAAACUGGGACUCCCGGCACCUCGCACUCAACACUACAGGAGAGCCUCCAGCCCUCCCGGAUGGCACACGCGCGGGCACGCCGGGCGGGGAAAGCGGCGGCGUUAAUUUAUGUCUCAUUGCUCCUAAUUAAUAUUUAUAUGUAUUUAUGCAUGUCCCUUAGGUGAUAGAGGGGUGUAUGUAAUAUUUAUUUAAUUUAUGCGAGGGUGCGAGGCAUGUCCGCAACUGCACUUGUGGUCUCUUUACUGAACUUGGUGGAACUGGCGACACGCCUGGAACCGAGGGAGGUGGGAGGGAAUGGAGAGGACGGAUCCGGAGAACGCCCUGCGAGGGGCAAGGACAGGGGUGGGUCGUAGGUUUAGGGGGUGACACUCUCCGUCCUCCAGCAUCUCAACCCCCUAGGUCUACUCUGUGAGGCCUCGGCGGACACUGGCUCCAAGGUCCUUGGCCUUCGUUCCAUCUCCUUGAAGUUGCCCCCAAGGGGUGG